UUAACAACACUCUCUCCUCUCUCUUUGUGGGGUCGAUUCAAAACCUAUUGUAAGCUCUCCGAUGAGCUCUGAAAUGGCGUUUCACAAAUACUCUGCCACCUCUAAUCGGAACAACUCCAAUGGUAACUCGGUAGUCGCCGACGACUCACCUCCCAACACCCAACUCUCUCUCCCUACUCGCAAGCCCAUUUCUUUGACUUCUAAAGAUCGACACACCAAAGUGAAUGGCCGUAGCCGUCGUGUUCGGAUGCCGGCGCUUUGUGCAGCUCGGAUCUUUCAACUGACUCGAGAACUCGGUCAUCGCUCCGAUGGUGAGACCAUCGAGUGGUUGCUUCGUCAGGCUCAAUCUUCUAUCAUAGCUGCCACCGGGUCCGGCACCACCCCUGCAGCUCAUGAAAUCUCUUGUGCUUCCGGACCCAUUACAUCUUCUUCGCCUUCGGAAUCUUGUCAACUUCACCCGGGUGGGGUUGGUAGCGGCGCCGGCGUGGCGGGGAUGUACGCCUUGACGGCGCUGGCACCGCCGAAUUGCCGGUUGGACUUGCGUCAACCACUGGGGUUUCAGUAUUCAACUGUUGAAAGAAAUGUGUAUCAACACAUGCCGUUUAUUUCAUUACUGUUGCAGCCGCCGUUGGCGGAGGUGGAUAAAGAGCAGCAGCAGGAGGAAGAGGAGGAUGAAGAGAUUAGGAAUCAAGAGUAGAGAUCCCAAAGUAAGCCAUUAGCUACAAUAUAUAAU
This is a messenger RNA of Hibiscus syriacus, 733 nucleotides long. Its product is annotated as transcription factor TCP11-like. The coding region runs from base 62 to 697 and encodes 211 amino acids. The record is from RefSeq and is a predicted model, not a curated record. Gene Ontology annotation, molecular function: DNA-binding transcription factor activity; sequence-specific DNA binding. Lineage: Eukaryota; Viridiplantae; Streptophyta; Magnoliopsida; Malvales; Malvaceae. The transcript has a single exon. Gene Ontology annotation, cellular component: nucleus.